CCAGACAAACACAAGUAGACAGGACUCAAGUGAAAAGGCUUCAAAUGUGUUGUUCCCACACAGUGAGCUUUUUUAGCACUCGCAAAUGACUGGAUGAGGCAUGGCGAUUUUACCAGAAAAGAUGAUUUUGCAAUUUUUACUAACGAUGCUACAAGUUGGAUUUUCUUCUUUGAAUUAAGCCAAUUGGCUUCCAUAACAAUUUUUUAAGGGGAUACUCGUUUGCCUAACGAGUCAAAGAAACAUGUUGCAUAUCCUUGCGCUUCAGUCGGCGGUGUUACUUUUUGGAGUAGCCAACUGUCGAGUGUUGGAAGGACUACAGAGAUAUUCCUCCAUCCCCACAUACCUGCCUGUCAACUACCAGGUGCUCAACGCUGACUUGGCUUUCUUCCUGAAAGAAGCCAACCAGGACUUCAUGAGGAACUCUAGCCUGAUGUCGCGGACUGAGCCCUUCUUCAUCUACCAGGCCAGAAGUUUGCCCUCCAUCAACACCAGCUAUGGGCCUCUGUCUGUGGAGCAACCUGUCCCGUUAGAGCUCCUACAGACCCCGGGGACAUUUCCCGCCUCUUCUGUUUUUACCUUCAACUGGAAGGUGCAGACCUUCAUCAUGAAAACCAGGAUUCACUUGGCCAAGCCCAGGGUCCAGGUGCUGUUUUAUGUUGCCGGCAGGGACUGGGACGACUACAGCGCCAUCGACAAGCUGCCCUGCGUGCACAUGUUUGCUUUCCAUGAGACCCAGGAAGUGCGUGGCAGUUGCCAGCUGAAGGGGGGUCUGGGUUUGUGCGUGGCCGAGCUGGAGCCCUUGGCCGGUUGGUUCAGCCCACCCAGCGUAGUGCCGGGCCGCCAGAAGAACCUGGAGAUGUCUGAGGGCACACCGGUGGAGCUGUACUACAUGCUGCAGUCCACAGAGGGGGGGGAGUGCCACUCAGAGGAGGCCAGGAAGGAAAACAUCAUCCACUCAAGCCAGGAGGGGCUGUUUGGUUCCUACACCUCCACACCGCUGCGGAGGAUCGGGGGUGUGAGGCUCUACCAGAACCCCGCUCCUCCACCCCUCGCUGAACACAGGCUGGAUAAUAACUUUAUGGUCCUGGUGCCAGCCUCACCCAUGAGACAGAGGGAAACCAUCUCUGCUUUCAUCAGCGUGGCAGCCUUCUCUCCCGUGGAGAUGUUUACUCUCAGGGUGAAGUUGAAAGAAGGGGUGACGUUUCUCGGGGCUCGUCCCAGCAAUCCCACUCAGUGGAUGGUGAGCCAGGAUGUGAGGAGCGAAGGCCACCGAGUGGUGACUCUUCACUGCCGCAGGAAGGAGUCGGGCUACGAUCAGCAAAGGUCUGAAAUGGGAGUUCAGAGGGUGCUCCAGGUGGAUCUGAAAAUGGAAAGCUUUCCGGAGCCGCUGGGCAGCCGCUGGAUGGCCUGGCAGGUGGAGUACCCGUCCAGUCGUGCCGCCACACAAGAGGCUGAGACGGAGAUCAAGCUGGCGCAGGAGGACCUGGCGGGCAUCGUGCCACUGGCCAUGGACUCUGAGAUUUUGAACACGGCGGUGCUGACCGGGAAGACAGUGGCUGUGCCAGUGAAGGUGGUGACCGUUGGAAUAGACGCUUCUGUUACUGACAUCUCGGAAGCAGUCAAGUGUAGCUCUACAGACGAAGAUGUGGUCAAGGUGUCGGACAGGUGCGACUAUGUUUUUGUUAACGGCAAGGAGAUGAAGGGCAAGGUGAAGAUGAUGGUGAACUUCACCUACGGAUACCUGAGCUCUCAACUGGAGCUCAACGUGUGGAUCCCUCGACUCCCCCUCCAGAUUGAAGUGUCAGACACCGAGCUGAGCCAGAUCAAAGGGUGGAGAGUACCCGUCAUGGCCACCAGUCAGAGGUCCACACGGGACAGCGAGGACGAGGAUGAUGAGGACAGGCGUGGACGAAGCUGCACUCUUCAGUACCAGCACGCCAUUGUCAGGGUCCUGACACAUUUUGUGGCUGAGUCAGCAGAUCCCCGAGGCCAGACCAGCUUCAUGCUGGGCACUGAUUGGCAGGUGGACAUCACAGAGCUGGUGUGGGACUUCCUGAAGGUGGAGGACCCCCAAAUUGCAAAGAUACUGGACAGGAGGAUACUGGUGGGGCUGGACAUGGGGAUGACCACUAUCCAGGUGUUGUCUCCUCUAUCUGACUCCAUCCUGGCAGAGAAGACUGUCACAGUGGUGGAUGACAAAGUGACCAUCACAGAGUUGGGGGUGCAGCUGGUGACGGGCCUCUCUAUGAGUCUGCAGCUCAGUACAGGAAGCAACAGAGCCAUCCUGGCUACCACCACAACACAGGAGAUUCUGCAGAGCCCCAAACAGGAAGCCUUGAUCAGCGCCUGGCUACAGUUUAGUGACGGCUCUGUGGCUCCUCUUGACCUGUAUAAUCCAGACUUUUUUGUCCUGACGGCCACCUCCCUCGAUGAAGAAAUCGUGACAGUUCAGCAGAACCCCUCGUGGAAAUGGCCUGUCAUAGUGACGGAGGCGGAGGGCCAAGGCCUGCUGGUCAGGGUGGAAAUGACUGUUUGCGAAACCUGUCAGAAGUUUAAGCGCCGCAGCAUCCUGGCCGCGGGUAACUGUAACGUCAGAGUGAAGUUUGGUCGGAGUGACAGUGCGAGGGGAGGGGGCAGCGACUACGGCCCUGAUGUAGACGAUAUGGAGAACAGAGGCAGGCUCUCCCCCUCCCAGGACAGGACCGGCCCUAUCACACACUACUAUGGCAGCUCCAUCUCUGACAUGGAGGAUGGGGUGUUAAGGAGAGCCACCACCACUAGAAGUGCCAUAUUGCACAGACCAAACGGGGAUAAACGUUCGGAUGAUGGUAGCCAGAACAUGCCAAUUGACUUUGCUGACUUCCCUGCACAAGUGGACCUGCCCCGUGGCCGCAAUAUGGAUGAUGACCUUAUUCAGACCGCUCGUGGACUUACAGAUCUGGAGAUCGGCAUGUAUGCCCUGCUGGGGGUCUUCUGCCUCGCCAUCCUGGUUUUUCUCAUCAACUGCAUCUCCUAUACGCUGAAAUACCGCCACAAGGAGCUCUCGAUUGAAGGCCAGGAGAACAUGAACCAUGCUCACGAUUGGGUAUGGCUUGGCAACGAGGCAGAGCUGCUCGAGAGCCAGAUCAGCCUGUCGCCCCAGCAGGAGGAACAGACCUCUAUGAUAGACUCCAGCAGCGGGCUGGAGGAAGGAAGCCACCUGCUGAACGGAGGAUCGGCCCAGAAGAAUGUGCAGGGCCAAGUGCACCGGGGAGCGGAUACAGGGUGCACAGUCAAGGACAGUAAAGGAGACUCCCCCACCACCAAGAGGAAGAGAGUCAAGUUCACCACGUUCACCACCAUCCCCUCGGACAGUAGCUACCCCACUGUUAACACACUGACUGGGAGCCACUGCCAGGACAUUGAGUGGGUGUGCCAAGAUGUGGAGCUGGGAGACUCCAAGGAGUUGCGCAAUUACAUGGAAAGAGGACAGUGGGUCUGGACUGAAACCGGAUCUGGAAAUUGACGUCAGAAUCAUCCCAAACUGCCAAAGGGUCAUUAUAUUAAAGAGGAUUGUGGUGAUUCCACAAGUGACUGAUGAUGAAUCAUUUAUGGAAAAAAAAAGUCUAUGAAAGAGGACGUCACGUGAUUCUUUUGUUCCUUUGUUAAUCAGAUGAUUAGCUUUUGAUCGUUAAUUUUAAUACUACAGGGUUUAGAUAGAAUGAACCCAGGACUAGCAGCAACUACGACGUGGACAAUUCAGACAACAUGUAGAUUUUAAAACAAACCGUAAAAUGGCUAGAUAGAUGUUCCGGAUGUGUGUGCACAUUAAAUGGUUUUGGACGUUUUGGAACAUUUUGGAUUUUAAUUUCUUACGUCAGAUCAUUAAUCUGUGGAAGAGUUCUGUAAAGGCCAAAGCAAGCGAUGAGACAUUUCUGCAUGUAGAUGGAGAAAAAAAAAAAGGCACAACUUUCUGGUUCAUUCUCAUUGUCCUUAACACAUCAGAAAACAUGUUCUGUAUAUACCAAACAGUCUCCAAAGCAUUGUAUUGUUGCUCUGUAUAUUGUAUUUUCAUAACAUUUAAGAAAUACACAACAAUGUCAAGAGUAUGUAUCAGCUUUUCUUGACCACAGCAUCAAGUACUGAGGUCAGCCGAGGAUUGUGGUGGAUGAAAAGAAGCCAAUUACACAUUCAUGUUUGUAUAAAAAGUAUUUCAUGAGAUGCAAUUCACCAACAAGGCAUUGUCAUCUGCUCCCUUUAAUGCUGGCCGGUGACCAAAGGCAGUGGUCAUUAAUACUCUCGUCUCGUCUAUUAGAACUCGUGCCCUAACAUGACAGCAGAGCAUGAAGGGGUCUUUGAACUAAAUUGCCGGACGACAUGGUAAUGUGACAUUUCCCGCUGUCCACCCUCCAGUUUAAAGUUUACUGAGCUUUGAAGAAAAUGCCAAUUAAGGUCUUGUUAACCUCUCUCCCAUAGCCUUCAGGAAAAGCAUACUGAUAAACUGUGUGUUAUGGACAAACUGGGAUGAAAUGUGCACUCCAUCU
Molecule: messenger RNA, 4523 nt
Organism: Trematomus bernacchii (emerald rockcod)
Lineage: Eukaryota; Metazoa; Chordata; Actinopteri; Perciformes; Nototheniidae
Product: transmembrane protein 132C
Exons: 10
Coding region: 242-3505 (1087 amino acids)
Source: RefSeq, a predicted model, not a curated record